AUGGGUAACCAACAGUCGGGGCUUCUCGACAACAUAGCCUCCGGCUCGAAUUUCGACCGUGAGGAGGUAGAUCGCCUGCGAAAGCGCUUCAUGAAGCUGGACAAGGACAACUCCGGCACCAUCGAGCGCGACGAAUUCCUCGCCCUUCCACAAAUCUCGUCGAACCCCCUCGCAACACGCAUGAUCGCUAUCUUCGACGAAGACGGCGGCGGCGACGUCGACUUUCAGGAGUUUGUCUCAGGAUUGUCUGCCUUUAGCAGCAAGGGCAAUAAGGAGGAGAAGCUACGGUUUGCGUUCCGGGUUUAUGACAUUGACCGCGACGGCUACAUUAGUAAUGGAGAGCUGUUCAUAGUGCUGAAGAUGAUGGUGGGCAGCAAUUUGAAGGAUCAGCAGUUGCAACAGAUCGUUGACAAGACUAUCAUGGAGGCCGAUUUGGACCACGACGGCAAGAUCAGCUUUGAGGAGUUCACCAAGAUGGUUGAGAACACGGACGUCUCGAUGAGCAUGACCCUGGAUCAGUUCUAA
Molecule: messenger RNA, 525 nt
Organism: Cucurbitaria berberidis CBS 394.84
Lineage: Eukaryota; Fungi; Ascomycota; Dothideomycetes; Pleosporales; Cucurbitariaceae
Product: EF-hand
Exons: 4
Coding region: 1-525 (174 amino acids)
Molecular function (GO): calcium ion binding; calcium-dependent protein serine/threonine phosphatase regulator activity
Source: RefSeq, a predicted model, not a curated record